AUGCCUAAGAUAGCAUCUUUUAGAAGAGCAUAUGGAGAGGGUGAGCUAGGAUCAGGAGUAGAGUGGGAGAAUGUAGCAUUGGAGGCUAUUAGAGCAUUGAAGGAGCUACCUCAAGCACACUGGUUCCUGAAGGAUCCAGAAAAAUCAUUCAGAGGAUACAAAACGAUUAUCAAAAACCCAAUUUGGUUAAAUAAAAUCGAGCAAAAGGCAGUGGGAAAAAUAUACAAAAUACCCAUGCAGUUCAAGGCAGACAUGGCACUCCUGUUCAAAAACGCCAAGAUGUUCAACAAGGUCGAUACGAUACCGUAUAAAGACGUUGUUCUACUGGAAGAACAGUUUGAUUCAAUGUGGCCAUGCAUUGUCAAGGCAUUUCAAAAAUCAGCGAAACUCAAUUCUUAA
Theileria annulata is the source of this 399-nucleotide messenger RNA. Its product is annotated as bromodomain containing protein, putative. The record is from RefSeq and is a predicted model, not a curated record. Gene Ontology annotation, molecular function: protein binding. Lineage: Eukaryota; Apicomplexa; Aconoidasida; Piroplasmida; Theileriidae. Gene Ontology annotation, cellular component: RSC-type complex. The coding region runs from base 1 to 399 and encodes 132 amino acids. Gene Ontology annotation, biological process: chromatin remodeling. The transcript has a single exon.